GUAACAUCGUAGUCGUUGCCGUUAUUCCCGACAGUCCUCAUAGUCAUAGUCCUCCGUCAUCGAGCGCCGUCACACGUCGUCUCCGUCGUCCACGUCGUAGUUUUCUCCCACCCUGUACUCGCAAUCCUAGAGUUAGUUCACGUGACGGCAAGACUCCCUCGUGGAAAAAAAGAAGAUCCGUUGAGAAAAAAUAAUAACCGUCAAAGUACCAGUCGACGCGCUGCGAUUCAAAUUGUCAUCGUUGUCGCUACGCGACCAGGACUCUGUCUUCACGUAAUAAUUAUCAAGACACAAAUUGGACUGACUUUCCUUCGUAUCGAUCAGUUAAUUUGUCUCAUAUCGACCUCUCAGUUCGAUAUCGUGCAUACGAAUAGGAUACCUGUGUGAUUUGAGACAUUUUUUAUUUUUCACCUAAAACGUACUGUUAUGGUACAUUGUUUAAUGGUAUACCUAUGUUUGUAUACUGUGCAAGUGGCGUUCUCGACGUUUUCCCUUUAGUUUUAUUUAUUUUGUUUUUUGAAAUCCUGCUUCUUUGAGUGCGGUAAUAUUUCGUGUGCCAGCGUAGUGGAUGGAGUGUCAAAGUGAAAAUCGUCAAGACGGAUCGUAGAAUGGCACUUUCUUAUCUACAGGAGGCACAGAUUAACGCAGGAAUAUUAGCUUCGCAACAUCUCGAGAUGAAGCAGGACGCCGAAAAGCAGCCCCUGUCGCCGCCGUUGAAUAACAACACCUCCUCAGCAAUGUUCUCCGGGAUGGGCGCAGCAGCCGCAGGCUUAUCAAUGUUAACGCCUCAGCAAUUGCUGGCCGCGAGUCGCACGGCAGCACUAAUGGCUGCAGGAAUACCAGUGUCGCUACAUGCUACCCUGGCGGCAAGUCCGAGUCUUUAUCGACAUCAUCAGACCCUCUUCGGAGGCUGGGCGCCACCCGCGGCUUCUUCGCCCCCGUCGCCACUUCAUCACUCCCCUGGACCCGUGUCGCCGGCUUUGAGCAGCAAGUCCACGUCGCGACGCAGCAGUAGCAGUCAUAACAACAACAACAACAAUAAUAACAACGUGGUGAGCAGCAGCGGCGACAGGGUCACGAAGAAGGGUCAGGCUACCAAGAGAAGAGCUACCAGAAGUAAAAUUGAGAGCACCCAUCAGAGCAGCGUCGAGGGUCCGGCACCGCUGAGUCCGCCGACCUCGGUCAGUCCUGAGGCUGGUAAGGACGCCCGAGACAAGGUCUUCACCUGCGGCGUCUGCUCCAGGUCUUUUGGGUACAAACACGUCCUACAGAAUCACGAGCGUACCCAUACGGGAGAGAAGCCCUUCGAGUGUCCGGAGUGUCACAAGAGAUUCACCCGGGACCAUCAUCUCAAGACUCACAUGAGGCUUCACACUGGUGAGAAGCCUUAUCAUUGCAGCCAUUGCGACAGGCAGUUCGUCCAGGUCGCAAAUCUUCGUCGUCAUCUGCGUGUGCAUACCGGAGAACGUCCAUACGCCUGUGAGCUCUGCUCCGCCAAGUUCAGCGAUUCGAAUCAGCUGAAGGCUCAUCUGCUGAUACACAAGGGUGAGAAGCCGUUCGAGUGCGAACACUGUCAGAUGCGAUUCCGCAGGAGGCACCACCUGAUGCAUCACAAAUGCGGCUCCGGGACGGUACGUUCCCAGGCGCCUUCCUUGGCUAGCGACGACCUGGAGGAAGACAUCGACAUCGACAUCGACGUGGAGAUGGAUGAGCCAGCUGAGGUGGCACCCAGGAAGGUGAUAACGCCCGUUAGGAGGCCAGUUCAUCAUCAGGAACUACCUAGCCCAGUGGUCAGCACCUCGAUGCCGAUGCCCUUGAACCUAUCGGGCAUACCGGCUGAUCUACCUGAGCAAACGGAACCGGAAGACCUCUCCAUGUCGACGGGGAUGCACAGGCCGCAUUCCCACUCGCACAGUAGCGGCGACUCGCCCCUCAGUCGCAGCCCCAGCAGCGACACUCUCCACGAAGAGGAGGACGAGGAGCUCGACGUAUCCGAAGCCAGUCCCAGUUCCUUGUUCCUUCAGCAGCAUCACACCAAGUACAGGCACCACGUUACGGGGACCUCGACCAACGUCGCUCACGCCUCCUAGUGGCAUCGCAGGGGUACGUAGAUCACGACUACGUAGAAAACUACCCUCUGACACUGGUAAACGAUAAACAAAGAUAAAGAUUAUUGAAGGAUUAGGUAAAAAGAUUUAAAUGAUAAUACAUUUACGUGACCCGUUCGAGGAAUACGCCAAAUCUCAU
This is a messenger RNA of Cephus cinctus (wheat stem sawfly), 2247 nucleotides long. It is a transcript of the gene Kr, whose product is annotated as protein krueppel. Bases 609 to 2090 code for a protein of 493 amino acids. The record is from RefSeq and is a predicted model, not a curated record. Gene Ontology annotation, cellular component: nucleus. The transcript is spliced from 3 exons. NCBI's taxonomy places the organism in Eukaryota, Metazoa, Arthropoda, Insecta, Hymenoptera, Cephidae.